AUGUCCUCCUCCUUUGAGGAAAGGUUUAAGCAAGCCGUCAAAGAUGGCGUCUUCCCCGGUGCCAUCUUGAUGGCCAAAGACAAGUCUGGUAAACAUCUCAUCGCGUCCGCUCGUUCGACAGAUAUCCUCUUCCUGGCCUCGAUGACAAAACUUCUCACUUCAAUUGCCGCAAUGCAAAUCGUCGAAAAAGGCUUGAUAUCUUUGGAUACAGAUGUCGGUCCUUAUAUCCCUGAAUUGGCUGCUCAACCUAUCUUGCAUGGCUUCGAUGACAACGACAAACCAAUUCUUACGAAACGCAAAAACACGAUUAAGUUCGUACAACUGCUUACUCACUCUGCGGGAACCUCUUAUGAUAAGAUGGUUCCCAUGCUGGAAAAAUACAGAGAAAGUAUUGGUGACAACCCGAAAGACAGAACAACGAUGAAAGGCAAAUGCGUGUAUCCUCUUCUUNUUGAGCCGGGCACUCACUGGACCUAUGGUACUGGCAUUGACUGGGCAGGCAAAGUGAUUGAGAAGGUUACAAAACAGUCCUUACAAGACUAUUUGCAGGAAAACGUCUUUGCUCCUUUCGGUAUUGACAGGAUAAAGUUUACACCUUAUCUGACCGAAGAGUUGAGGAAAGAAGCAGCGACCAUUGCACUCAGGAUCCCUAGCGGCGACCUUGUCAAUCUACCCGUAAACAAAAACAUUGAUUACAAAGAUGCCGAGUGUUUCGGUGGCCACGGUUGUUACGCCGACAUGGCAAACUACAUCAAGAUCCUAGAAUCUCUGCUUUCGGACGACGAGAAAUUACUGAGCAAGGCCAGUACUGCGGUCAUGUUUUCUCCCCACCUAACUUCCGAGUCAAGAAAAGGCAUCAAGAAAGUUUUUGGCAUGAAGGAAGUGGUCAGCCUAUUCGUCGGCAAGUUCCCAGAAAACGUCACCUAUGAUUGGGGUAUUGGUGGUGUGUUGGUCGAUAGUGGGGAUGACGAUCACAGAAAGCAGGGCACCAUGAUCUGGAGCGGUAUGCCGAACAACUUCUGGUUUGUCGAUAGAGAAAAGGGUGUUUGUGGGCUGUUUGGCACGCAGGUGUAUCCGCCUGGUGAUGGUAAAGUUGGAGAGAUGAUUGAUUUGUUCGAGAGGGAGGUUUAUGCCAGGGCCGGUGCUGAUGGAGGUGCGAAGUUGUGA
Molecule: messenger RNA, 1167 nt
Organism: Aureobasidium musti
Lineage: Eukaryota; Fungi; Ascomycota; Dothideomycetes; Dothideales; Saccotheciaceae
Source: the annotation of a GenBank genome assembly